This is a messenger RNA of Paralichthys olivaceus (Japanese flounder), 1356 nucleotides long. It is a transcript of the gene dusp19a, whose product is annotated as dual specificity phosphatase 19a. Gene Ontology annotation, biological process: protein dephosphorylation; regulation of MAP kinase activity. Gene Ontology annotation, cellular component: cytoplasm. NCBI's taxonomy places the organism in Eukaryota, Metazoa, Chordata, Actinopteri, Pleuronectiformes, Paralichthyidae. The record is from RefSeq and is a predicted model, not a curated record. Gene Ontology annotation, molecular function: JUN kinase phosphatase activity.
AACAGACGACACAACUGACAGCUGGACACUGGACUUCUUCUGGACCUGGACCUGGUUCAGAGUCUUUGACCAGGACUGGACAGAACUGAACUGGAGUGUGUUCUCUGUAAGAUGACGAGAGGAGGAGUGUAUUUCUUUUAUCUAGAAACUGACCUGGAUCUCCGCACCGCUCUGGUUUCUGGUGUUUAAACUGUCCUCAGCUGAACCAGAUCCACUGCGACCAGAGUCGGACCAGAACUGAACGUCUGAACAAACAGGUUCGCUGCAGCCCGGUCCAGUCUCGUUAGAUCCAGUCCGGUGCGGUCAUGCAGUCCCUGACUGAGGAGAUCCAGAGUUUCUCUCGGACACGGCUGAGGAAGCAGUGCACCCGCGUGACAUCGCUGAGCGGCCGCCGCAUCAUCGAGACCUGGAAGGGCUCGACCAUCACUGUGGUUGAGGACCCCGCCCCCCCGGAGAAGAUGCUGGGAUACGUCCCUGACACUUCCUGGGACCUGCAGGUUGGAGCCGUCAAACCGUACCUGCUGCUGGGUUCGCAGGAUGCUGCACAUGACUUUGGAACUCUGAGAAAACACAAGGUGUCUCACAUCCUGAAUGUGGCCUUCGGCGUGGAGAACGUCUUUCCCGAUCUGUUCAUCUAUAAGACCGUCAGUAUUCUGGAUCUUCCCGACACUGAUCUGUUGCUUCACAUCCAGGAAUGCUGCGACUUCAUCCAGCAGGCUCGCUCGGAGAAAGGUGUGGUGUUGGUCCACUGUAACGCCGGCGUGUCCCGGGCACCGUCUGUCGUCGUCGGCUACCUGAUGUCAUGUGACGGCCAGUCCUUCGACGAAGCCCUCUCAUUGGUCAAAUCGGCUCGGCCUGCCUCCUCCCCCAACCCCGGCUUCCUGGAGCAGCUGAGGAGCUACAGAACCCCGACAGUGAAUGGGUCCAAACGCUAGAAGAGCCAACGUUCAUCACAGUACCACAGUUCAAAACACACCUACGUUCUUAAAAUACUUUUCAGUCCAAAGAUGUGAGGGUGCUUUUACAGUGUGCAUCUGCUGGGUCUGGUUCUGUGUUGGUGAAAUAAUCUGACGUGAAAAUAUGAGGUUGACGUGAAAAACCACUUUGACUGUCGAGUCGUCUCAACACAGGAAACCACAAACUGGACGUGGAAGAAGUCUUCCUCCCGUCUUUCUUCUUCUGUCUGUGCACAGAGUUUGGUUUUGACAUGUCCAGAUUUGUUUGUGUGUUUUCAUUUGUGUCUUCUCUGUCUUUUGGUUUAGUCUCGUUGUAGUUUCUGUGUUUUGUUCGAUUAGAUUCAUAUUUUUGUGGAGAAAGUUAAACUUCUGUUUAAAAUCUAUCCAGUGUUUCAGGUCA